GCCUUGGAUGCUCAUGUUGCGCCUUUACUGGUCCUUCCGGCAGUACUACCAACUUGAAAAUCGCCUGCAAGAUAUACAACGGUCAGAUUGAAGCGAGUUGGACGUGCUGGAGCGAGUUUCGGUGCUGGCAAAUAUCCUGGCCAUAACCAGCAGUGUUGGCGAUGGACUGCAUCAUGUUUGACCCUUCCCGUUUUGGAUGUGUAAACAAAGCUAGCCGGUCAUGUGACCUUACUAAUAUGGGCCAAUCACACUGCCCUGGGGUGGAUCACACAUUUUAGGCGCCAAGCCCUGCGAAAUCCCACACAGUCGGAAGUUGCGACCUCGAAUAUCACCAUCAUUUUGUGUCGACCUGCGCCUCCAAUUCCACGAUCAUCCCCAGUCGACAGUUUGACCUCAAGAUGAAGUUCCUCAAGGUCGGCCGCGUGGCCAUCAUCACUCGAGGCCGAUAUGCCGGACGGAAGGUCGUCAUUAUCCAACCAGUCGACUCAGGCACUAAGGCACACCCAUUCUCCUACGCCCUCGUCGCAGGCAUCGAGCGCUACCCGUUGAAAGUCACCCGUCGCAUGGGCAAGAAGCGGACAGAAAAGCGAUCAAAGAUCAAGCCAUUCAUCAAGAUGAUCAACUACAACCACAUCAUGCCGACGCGUUACACACUCGAGUUGGAGGGAUUGAAGAACGUCAUCUCGAACGACACUUUCAAGGAGGUCUCCCAAAGAGAGGAUGCGAAGAAGAACGUGAAGAAGGCUCUGGAGGAGAGAUACCUGAGCGGAAAGAAUAGAUGGUUCUUCACCCCUCUCCGAUUUUAGAGGUAGACAAGGAAGAAAAAGUCUGUUGCGGUCUGCAUUUUACGGCGAUACCAGGGUACGGGACUUCGAUUUGCUCGUCCGCGGACGACAGAAACCGUGCCGCAAUCCAUGAAUAAAAUGACAUUGAAACUGCACCCGAGGCAAACGACUCUGUACAUCAUGGAACUCAUAUGCGACCAGCGAGUGGAAGGGCGGUUUUAGACGCACGGUGAAGGCGCCGGCAGAUAUUUCGGCGUGAUGAAAACUUGUGCGGGGGGUGGUUGGGGCAUUAAGCGCCUUCUUCGCGCCAGAUUUCAUGUCGAAAAUACCAUGGUGCAACAUUUCAUAUGCUCAUUCAAGAUACAGGUCGUCUUUUAAACGCUGCAGGUUUCUGAACAGUCCUGAAGCAGCGCCGCCUUCACCCAACCCCCUCGCAUUUCUUCCUGCUAACGAGCCCGAACCCUCUGCCCGAGAGUUUCGAGCCAGGCCGCGUCCCUGCUGGACCUUUUUCCUGUCUUCGACCAUCUUGGCAAGCGAGUCCACAAAUUUUAUUCUUGCUCUUUCUUCACCCGUUCCCUUCCACAACGUCGCCAGCCGUCUGUACUCCUCAACCCUCUGUGAGGCCGUCUCAAUACCCGCCAUCC
Molecule: messenger RNA, 1429 nt
Organism: Exophiala dermatitidis NIH/UT8656
Lineage: Eukaryota; Fungi; Ascomycota; Eurotiomycetes; Chaetothyriales; Herpotrichiellaceae
Product: 60S ribosomal protein L27-A
Exons: 3
Coding region: 399-806 (135 amino acids)
Biological process (GO): translation
Cellular component (GO): ribosome; cytosolic large ribosomal subunit
Molecular function (GO): structural constituent of ribosome
Source: RefSeq, a predicted model, not a curated record